UGCUUCUAAUUAACUCCACUAUAAGCUUCAUUGAGGAAAACAAUGCAGGCAACGCUGCAGCAGCACUUAUGGCAGGUCUUGCGCCAAAAACCAAGGUUCUGAGAGAUGGAAGAUGGACAGAGCAAGAGGCUGCAAUCUUAGUACCGGGAGAUGUGAUUAGUAUUAAGUUAGGAGAUAUUAUCCCAGCUGAUGCUCGUCUCUUGGAGGGAGACCCGCUCAAGAUCGACCAGUCUGCCCUAACUGGUGAGUCUCUGCCGGUUACAAAGAAUCCGGGUCAUGAAGUCUUCUCUGGGUCCACUGUCAAACAAGGUGAGCUAGAGGCCGUUGUGAUUGCCACUGGGGUGCACACCUUCUUUGGCAAGGCUGCUCACCUGGUCGACAGCACCAACCAGGAAGGACACUUCCAAAAGGUGUUGACUGCCAUUGGAAACUUCUGCAUAUGCUCGAUCGCUCUGGGGAUGAUAAUAGAGAUAGUUGUUAUGUACCCAGUUCAGAAACGUGAUUACAGGAAUGGGAUCGACAAUCUAUUGGUGCUUCUCAUUGGGGGCAUCCCAAUAGCUAUGCCUACUGUUUUGUCUGUGACAAUGGCUAUUGGUUCCCACCGGCUGUCAAAACAGGGUGCUAUCACCAAGAGGAUGACAGCCAUUGAAGAGAUGGCUGGAAUGGAUGUUCUCUGUAGUGACAAGACCGGGACUCUUACUCUCAACAAGCUUACUGUAGACAAGACCAUGAUAGAGGUAUUUGUGAAGGAUGUGAACCAGGACGCUCUGAUUUUACUUGGGGCCAGGGCUUCCAGGGUUGAGAAUCAGGAUGCAAUUGACGCUUGUAUUGUUGGGAUGUUGGGUGACCCCAAGGAGGCGCGAGAAGGUAUCAAUGAGGUGCAUUUCUUUCCCUUUAACCCAGUUGACAAGCGUACGGCCAUAACAUACAUCGACUCUGAAGGCAAUUGGCACCGAGUUAGCAAAGGCGCCCCAGAGCAGAUCAUUGAGCUCUGCAACCUCCGGGAAGAUGUAAAAGAGAAAGCCCAUGCAAUCAUUGCCAAGUUUGCUGAUCGUGGUCUUCGCUCUCUUGCUGUUGCUAGACAAGCGGUGCCAGAAAAAACCAAGGAGAGCGCAGGAGGACCAUGGCAAUUUGUGGGUCUAUUGCCUCUCUUUGAUCCUCCGAGACAUGACAGUGCAGAGACCAUUCGCCGAGCCCUCAAUCUUGGUGUCAAUGUUAAAAUGAUCACAGGUGAUCAGCUCGCCAUUGGGAAGGAGACUGGUCGCAGGCUUGGCAUGGGAACAAACAUGUAUCCUUCCUCCUCCCUCCUCGGUGAUCAUAAAGACGAGUCCAUUGCUGCCCUUCCUGUUGAUGAGCUUAUUGAGAAGGCUGAUGGCUUUGCUGGCGUCUUCCCUGGUAAUUGGACUGCAUUCUUCAUUUUGAUUGAGAUCUAUGCGGCGUUCACCUGUAGCCAUCUCAACAUUCCUACAGAACACAAAUAUGAAAUCGUGAAGAGGCUGCAAGAGAGGAAGCAUAUAUGUGGGAUGACUGGAGAUGGUGUAAAUGAUGCCCCGGCUCUAAAGAGGGCAGAUAUUGGGAUUGCAGUUUCUGAUGCUACUGACGCAGCCCAAGGUGCAUCUGACAUAGUCCUGACAGAGCCCGGAUUAAGUGUAAUUAUUAGUGCGGUCUUGACUAGCAGAGCCAUUUUCCAGAGAAUGAAGAACUACACCAUCUAUGCAGUUUCUAUAACUAUCCGUAUCGUGCUGGGUUUUAUGCUUCUGGCACUGAUAUGGAAAUUCGAUUUCUCACCUUUCAUGGUUCUGGUAAUUGCCAUACUCAAUGAUGGAACUAUCAUGACCAUCUCGAAAGACAGGGUGAAGCCUUCUCCCCUUCCUGAUUCAUGGAAGCUUAAGGAGAUCUUUGCCACCGGCAUCGUUCUUGGCACCUAUCUAGCUGUCAUGACCGUUGUUUUCUUUUGGGCUGCUCACGAAACCGACUUCUUCUCGGAUAAGUUUGGUGUAAGAUCUAUAAGGAACAACAAUGAAGAGCUUACUGCAGCUGUCUACCUUCAAGUGAGCAUUGUAAGUCAGGCACUCAUCUUUGUUACUCGGUCCCGGAGCUUGUCUUAUGUUGAACGCCCUGGUCUCUUGCUUGUGGUUGCCUUUCUUAUAGCACAGCUGGUGGCAACUAUUAUUGCCGUGUAUGGAAACUGGGGCUUUGCGAGGAUACGCGGAAUUGGGUGGGGAUGGGCUGGCGUUAUUUGGAUCUACAGCGUCGUCUUUUACAUCCCUUUGGAUAUUCUUAAAUUCAUUAUCCGAUAUGUGUUGAGUGGCAAGGCCUGGAAUAAUCUGCUCGAGAAUAAGACUGCUUUCACGACGAAGAAGGAUUAUGGAAGGGGAGAGAGGGAAGCGCAAUGGGCUGCAGCUCAACGGUCGCUGCACGGGCUUCAUCCUCCCGAGACAUCAGAACCUUUCACUGAUAAGAACAACCAUGGGGAGUUGUCUGAAAUCGCCGAACAGGCCAAGAGGCGUGCUGAAGUUGCCAGGUUGAGGGAGCUCCACACGCUCAAGGGUCACGUUGAGUCUGUAGUGAAACUGAAGGGGCUUGAUAUUGAAACCAUUCAGCAACACUACACUGUUUGAGGGAGGAAAUAGUUUGGCAAAUGAGCAGAGAGGCGGGCAUACAAGUGACAGGAGUUCUUUGUUUAACGUUUGUCCUUUCCUCUCGUAUGAUUUUUGUAGGAUGGCUAAC
Molecule: messenger RNA, 2730 nt
Organism: Juglans regia (Persian walnut)
Lineage: Eukaryota; Viridiplantae; Streptophyta; Magnoliopsida; Fagales; Juglandaceae
Product: ATPase 9, plasma membrane-type
Exons: 12
Coding region: 69-2621 (850 amino acids)
Biological process (GO): proton export across plasma membrane; regulation of intracellular pH
Cellular component (GO): plasma membrane
Molecular function (GO): ATP binding; P-type proton-exporting transporter activity; ATP hydrolysis activity
Source: RefSeq, a predicted model, not a curated record